Messenger RNA from Magnolia sinica, 556 nucleotides. RefSeq names its product cyclin-dependent protein kinase inhibitor SMR4-like. Bases 32 to 406 code for a protein of 124 amino acids. Gene Ontology annotation, biological process: regulation of DNA endoreduplication. The transcript has a single exon. The record is from RefSeq and is a predicted model, not a curated record. NCBI's taxonomy places the organism in Eukaryota, Viridiplantae, Streptophyta, Magnoliopsida, Magnoliales, Magnoliaceae.
AAAACGCGGCUUGAAGUGGCCCACACCUCGGAUGCGAAAUGCCUGUUGCACCUCCACUUCCAUAUGCUUAAAACAGCCAACAGCAUCACGCCACGUGGACGCCAGCCCCAUCCUAGCUGUCGCCGGGCCCACAACCCAAUAUAUACAAAAUUUCUGCACUAAAAAACCUAUUCGCGUAAGGAGAGUAGAGAAGAUGGAGAGAGAAGAAGAAUCGACGGGAGAAGGGUGCGUUACACCAAAGCACGGUGUAUAUCGCAUCCCAAAAGAGCUCAUCUGCCCACCGCCUCCAAAGAAGAAGACAGCCGUUGGGAAGAGGAUGGACCCGCCUAAGAAUGGGUAUUUUCAGCCGCCCGAUUUGGAGGUUCUCUUCUCGUUGGUGCCAAGGCAAAGGGAGGCAUGUGCGUAGUGCGCACCCUAGUCGAUAUGCGCAUUGUAGAUGUGUACUGUAGUUAGUUAGUUAGUUUUCUUUUUUCUAAUCUUUUUGUUGUAUUUGUAACGAAAAACAUUUGAAAUGUUAGUUUUUUUUUUUUUCUCUUUUCUUGAGGGUUUCUUUGAA